AUGACAAGGAGCAUGUUAAAAAGCAAGAGAUUGCCGAAGGAGUUUUGGGCAGAAGCGGUUGGAUGUGCUGUUUAUUUGGCUAACCGAUCACCAACAAGAAGUGUGUUGGGAAAGACACCACAAGAAGCAUGGAGUGGAAGGAAGCCUGGCAUCUCUCAUCUACGAGUUUUUGGAUGCAUAACUCAUGUACACAUACCCGACGAGAAAAGAAGUAAGCUGGAUGACAAGAGCGAGAAGUUCAUUUUUAUUGGUUACGACAACAACUCGAAAGGCUACAAGUUAGACAAUCCAAAUACAGGGAAAACAACCAGCAGCAGAGAUGUCAUAUUCGAUGAAGGAGAAGAAUGGGACUGGGGACUACAUGCUGAGGACUACAACUUUUUCCCAUACUUUCAAGAAGAAGACGUAGAGCAGCCAAGGAUCGAGGAAGAAAGAGAAGAGCAAACUACUCCACAAACAACAAGUAAUCAAAGCAACUCAUCGUCAUCAACUUCACAAGAAAAUUCAAGUGAAAGAGUACCACGCUUCAGGAGAUUAGAAGAUCUUUAUGAGGUAACUAUGAAUCAAGAUAAUCUUACUCUUUUUUGUCUCUUUGCCGACUGUGAACCCAUGGACUUCCAAGAAGCCAUACAAAGCAAGAACUGGAAAGAUGGAAUGGAUGAAGAAAUCAAGGCAAUCGAGAAGAACGACACAUGA
This is a messenger RNA of Phalaenopsis equestris, 696 nucleotides long. RefSeq lists its product as uncharacterized. Gene Ontology annotation, molecular function: nucleic acid binding. Lineage: Eukaryota; Viridiplantae; Streptophyta; Magnoliopsida; Asparagales; Orchidaceae. Bases 1 to 696 code for a protein of 231 amino acids. The record is from RefSeq and is a predicted model, not a curated record. The transcript has a single exon.